AUGGCUUCAUUCAAACUUCUGACCACCGUUCUCUUUGCAGGAACAUCACUUGCUCUCCCUCGUUCACAAACAUCCAACAAUCCAACGGCAACUAUUGAUAAUGGCGUGGUAAUCGGCACCACAACUUCCAUUUCCGACUCUAAAACCAUCGUUAACCAGUUCCUUGGUAUUCCCUUUGGUGAAAAGCCCGUUCGUUUCAGUCCUCCCAAGCCAGCCAAAGAAUGGGACACACCCUAUGAUGCUUCUGAGUAUAAGCCGUCAUGUUUUAUGAAAUUCAACUACCCAGAGGAGAAACGCAACCGAACUAUCAAGACCUUUGCUACGCCUGGUCCCCCGGCGGGUACUGAUGAAGACUGUUUGAAUCUCAACAUUUAUGCACCUGCUGGCGUAAAGGCUGGUUCAAAACCCGUUGCAUUUUGGAUUCAUGGGGGUAGCUUCAGCCAUGGUUCUGGAUCGCUGCCUUACUACGAAGGAUCCAAAAUGGCGGGAUAUGAGGAUAUCGUUGUCGUCACAAUCAACUACCGAACCAACAUUUUUGGUUUCCCUGCAACCUAUGAUUUGCCUGAAGGAGAAUGGAAUGUUGGCUUCCUUGACCAACGACUAGCCCUGCAAUGGGUCCAAGAUAACAUCGAAGCCUUUGGAGGAGACCCCAAAAAAGUCACCAUCUUUGGAGAAAGCGCUGGCGCAGGAAGUGUUGAGGAUCUUAUCACCGCUCCUCCUGAUCCUCUCCCUUUCCGCGCAGCUAUACUUCAGUCUGGUACCGCCAACACCAACGUAACGCCCAACGGUUCUUGGGAUGUUGCCGCCAAAUCAGCGAACUGUGAUAAUGACGAUUUUGAAAAGAUGCUUGAGUGUAUGCGCGAAGUCCCCGCUACAAAACUCAAGGAUAUCAUCGAGAGAGCUGAGCUUGAUUUUCAACCCAUCAGUGAUAAUGGGACAACUCUUGCAAACUUCCCCCGUGAUAUCCGCCUCAAGUCCAGCGACAAGAACACAAUCAUGGCGCGUGUUCCUGUCAUGCUGGGAUCGACCGCUGAUGAGGCACGAUUGGAAGACUUUAUGAACAUCACGAUCGAACAAGCCCUUCGCGCUUGGAUGCCAGACGUCACUUCGGCCCAAGUCUCGAUUCUCAAGACCUUUUACCCCAUUGGAUCUCCUGGUAUCAGCAACGACUUCGACCAAGUUGUCAGGAUCGCAACCGAACUCGGCAUGCAGUGCCCAAUCCGCUAUGUUGCAGAGGACUUUGCUGAAACAGGCAUAAAGACUUGGAGAUUCUUGUACAAUGCCAGCUUUGCAAACACGGAGAUAUUCAAUGGCAGUGGUGCUUACCACUCUUCUGAAAUUCCAACUCUCUUCGGUACAUUCCCCGAAGAGGGGUCUACGGAUUUCCAGCAUGAGUUGAGUAGGGAGAUGCAGAAGGCCUGGGGCAAGUUUGUUAGGGAUCCCAAGAAUGGACCAGGAUGGGGACAGAUUCCAAAGAUUGGUGUCUUUGGAGGCGGCGUGAGUCCUGAUUCUGACGAGAAGCCAGAGAAGGCUUUGGAGGUUUCUAAUACCCAUCUGCUUGAACCCAGAUGCAUUGCAUUCAACGGAUUAUGGACAAAGGGCAAGACUGAAGAGUAA
Messenger RNA from Fusarium pseudograminearum CS3096, 1617 nucleotides. RefSeq lists its product as uncharacterized. Gene Ontology annotation, molecular function: cholinesterase activity. NCBI's taxonomy places the organism in Eukaryota, Fungi, Ascomycota, Sordariomycetes, Hypocreales, Nectriaceae. The coding region runs from base 1 to 1617 and encodes 538 amino acids. The record is from RefSeq and is a predicted model, not a curated record. The transcript has 2 exons.